Messenger RNA from Pelobates cultripes (western spadefoot toad), 9602 nucleotides. NCBI's taxonomy places the organism in Eukaryota, Metazoa, Chordata, Amphibia, Anura, Pelobatidae. The record is from the annotation of a GenBank genome assembly.
GGACUAUUUGAGGAUUGUAAAUGGCAGAGUUGCAUUCCUCAGCAGAUUGGCAAAUAAUAUAAAUGUUCACAGAGUAUAAACUGCUUUUUUACCCAUUUGCUGGGCUGGAUCCCUAGCUGGGGGAGUGUCCUGGUUCCCUGGAUGAAAUGUGAAGUUAUCCUCUUGUCCUCACCAGGUUCCAGGAAAAGAUAGAAGGGCUGCAUGACUGGGGGUAACAGGAGGAGCCUGCCAUCAUGUAUGGGAAUGUCCCCUGCUUUCACUCUCCAGUGCUCAGUGUUUCCCAUCAUCUCUGUCUCUUUCUCUCCUCCUGUCCCCUCCUAACUCUCCCCAUCCCCCUUGAUAAGAAAUGCUUUCUCCACAACUCUUAGAAUUCGCUGAGUGAUCUUGUGUUCUUUCGAAAUCCUGCUCUGUACCUUGCCCCCUCCUUCCCUCCCAGUCACUUGUUGCCUGUUAUAUGGGCAGCUCUCAUUCCCUUCCCUUCUCUCAGCUCCGGAUCGCUCCAAGACCGCAGAAGGUUCCUGUCUGCUGACCUGUGAGUGUGCCCUCCUCCCCUCCACUCAUCUCUGACAUCCUUCCCCAUACCCCAUCGAACACUCUCCACCACACAGACACUCACCCAGUCCAUUCAGGACUACACUCACCUUCACACAGCUUCACUUCACAGUAUUGUCUCCAAAUCCCAUAGCUUCCACUAACCCCAUUACACUGUCACACUGAGCUCAUCUCACAGUGGGUUUACACCACAAUAGGUAACAGGCAUCAUAUAGCACAGCAGCUACUGUAAACUACAACACCCAUAGCUCUAAGCCAGCCACAGACUGAACUUAAUGAGAGUGUCAGUUUCAGCAUUCCCCAUGGCUAUCUCUAAAACUAACUGUUACUGUCUAUCUAUCAUCUGUAUACUAAGUGGAAGGCACAUUGCCAUACAUUGUUAGUGCUGUUACUCAACAGUGUUCAUGAAUGCAGAUUGUUAAAUGGGGGAAGAUUGAUUAUAGCUACCGGGGAACGUGUAAUGUCAGGUUAAUUGUGCAUAGUGAAUAGUGCAAGGUGCAGUUAUUAGUCUAUUACUGGGAAUCAUUACAGGAUAACAUGUUAUGCAGGGAUUAGAAGUGCCAGCUAAUUAGUAAAGAAUGCAGUACAGGGAUCACAGAUUACAGCUGAAAGGCUCUGGAAAUUUUGUUUUCUCACUAGGAGAGCUCUUAUCAGGGUACUGCUCGCAAGGCACUGGCUUAAUCACUAACUUCCUUGAACUCUUCUUGUUUAUCAUUUACCUGUUUGCAAAGAUGCUGGCUCAGGUUAUCUUCAUUAUUAAUUAUUUAUAACUUUCUAGAUAGUAAGCUCUGUGGGGCAGGUGCUAUUUUUUUGGUUUUUAGAAAAGUUGUAUUUCAUAUAUAAUGUAAACUGAAUGGGGCUUUAGUAGUGAUGCUAUUUAAAGUUAAAAAAUAAAAUAAAAUAUAUUGUUAGUACACUAACCAACCAAAUAUAUGUAAAAUGCUUAAAGGACCAAUCUUGGCACCAUAACAACUUCAAUUUUUUAAAAACAGUUCAAACCCCACAGCUCUCUUGAUGGUACCUGUCUGCUUGGUCCCUCUUCUCUGGCCCUGGCUCCAGUCCAGAAGCUUUUCCUGGGCUGCUGGUGAUAGGCUGAGGGCUUCAGCUGACAUUUUCAGUGUAUUCAUGUCUUGGCUUCAUGUCAGGAAAUGUGCUUUAGAAUUUAGAUAGUUUUGUUUCUUUUAAAUUGCCGCUUCUCUGUUUGCUGGUUAGACUUCCUUUUUUAUAUUCUCUUUUCGUUAAAGGGACACUCUAAGCACCAAAACCACUACAUUUUAAAGUAGUAGGUUUGGAACAUAAACCCUGUUGCUUUUGUCUGGGAAGCAUGAUAAUGCUGAAUGCUCUUAAUGCAUGUUUAGAGAUGCCUUGCAUUCAGUGCCUCUCUAUGAGAAGCAAUAGAUUAACAGACCAAGGCAAGUGCCAUGCAUGUACCAUAAGUCACCAAUGCUUCUGUAUUAGAAUUUGUAUUUUUAAUAUACAUUUGCUUAUAAUAAACGGGGGCCGGAAUUGUAAAGCAAAAAUCACCACGUUUACAUUUAAAAUGAAUAUAUUUAUUUUGAACUUUAAAAAAAGUUUACAAUAGUGCCCUCUGCUCCAGUGGUGGAUCCAGAGCCUGAUCUCGGGAGGGGCAAUUGUAGAUUAUUUAAAGAAAUAAUCCAUGUAUAAUAACCACUACAGCUCUGUGUACUCUGUGUAGUGGUGAUGGUGCCAGGAGUGCUGGGACCCCCUCUCAGAGUAAGUAGUCAAACUGUUUAAGAACAGUUUGACAACUUACCUGGGAUCUGCUAAGAUAUGGGGCUGUAGUAGGGCAUAGGAGCAGUGGUGUGUGAGGGAUGCAGUGUGUGUGAAAGGUUCAGUGUAUGUGUGUUGGGGUGUAGUGUGUGAAUGUGUAGGGUGUGUGGGGCAAUUUGUGUUUUGGGCAGUGUGUGUGUGUGGAGCAAUGUGUGUAUAGGGGGCUGUGUAUGUGUGUGUGGGGCAAUGUGUGUAUGGGGGGCUGUGUGUGUGCGUGUGUGGCAAUGUGUGUAUGGGGGCUGUGUGUGUGGGGGGCAGUGUGUGUAUGGGGGUAUUGUGUGAAUGUGUAUGGUAUGUGUGGGGGCAGUGUGUGUAUGGAUGGGCAGUGUAUAUGUGUGUGGGGCAGUGUGUGUGUGUGUGGGGGCAGUGUGUGUAUGGGGGCAGUGUGUGUGUAUGUGGGGGCAAUGUAUGUGUGUGGGGGGGCAGUGUAUGUGUGUGUGUGGGGCAGUGUGUGUAUGGGGGGCAAUGUGUGUAGCGGGGAGCAGUGUGUGAAUGUGUGGUGAGGUGGGGAGGGGAGCUUUUUUAUAAUUAAAAAAAAAAAAUUCUCGAUCCCUGGUGGUCCGGUGGGAAAUCCUUGCUGGUCGCAGUGGUCUUGCUGGGCGCAGCUCCAGGGCUAGUGUGCACUCUCGCGAGAUCCGGAGCAUUGCUGCAGUUACCACGGCAACGCUCUGUGCUCGCGAGAGAAGGAUCCGGAGGAGCUGCAGGCUGAGCUCCCGGGUCCUCUCUCCCUCUGCUGCCGGCUGCCAGCACGAUCAGUGCCUGCGAACAGGGGAGAGAGAUCUCUGAUCUCUCCUCCGGUUCUUGAAGGCACGUUGCAGGGCUGGCUCUUGGACAGUGACAGCCCUGCAUUAGCCGGUAGGGGAGAGCCUUGGCCUGCCUUGUAAUCUUGAAGCCCCCUCUCCCCCCCAACCCUGGAUCCGCCAAUGCUCUGCUCUUUCCUUCUCUCUGGCCAGCCACAGAUUUAAUACUUCUGAUGAAACCUCCAGGGUGAAACGCAUAAAUCUGGAUUGCUUUUUAUAUUUAUAUUUUAUAUAUAUAUCUUGUUUAUUAUAAUAAAAUUAAUCCUUUUAAAUAUAAAUUUAAUCUAUUUAGAAUUUUUUUUGGCUUCCUGAUCAACAUAUAUCCCAGGUGGGGAUCAUACCCAGGGCCGGUGCAAGGAUUUUUGGGUACAUAUGCAAAAAUUAAUGUUUCCGCCCCCCCACUCUAAAAAUAACAUAUUCACAUAUGUGCCUCUUAACCAGCCCCUCUCUCCUCCCUGUCCAUUAGUGGUCCUCUCCCUUUCCUGUCCCUUAGUGUUCCUCUCCCCCCCUCUUUUCCCUGUCCCUUGGUGUUUCUCUCCCCCCCCUUUCCUGUCCCUUGGUGCACACCCCACCCCCUUAGUGGUCACUCCCCUUCCUUGUGUGCUGCCUACCUCUCUUGUAGCAUUGCCGAGCAGAGCAGAUCCUCUACAGGAACUUCAGUUUUCUGUACCCGACUGGACUGACAGGAAGUGCUCUCUCAGUGAGCACCUCCUGUCUGUCUGGCCGGGUACAGGAAACAGAAGCUCCUGUACUGUGCUUCGCUCCGCCACGCUACACCCAGUUUUGUAUACACACCAACAGUUACACACACUCAAUGACAAACACACAGACGUCACUGGCAGACACAGACUCACUGAUCUGACACACACUCAUUCAUUGACACACACACCCAUACUGAUAGACACACACUGAUUGACAGACACCGAUAGUCACACACAGACUCAAUGACAAACAUACUCUCACUUAUUUGACAGACACUCACAAACACACACUGACAGACACACACUCACACUGACAAACACACUCAUACACUGACAGACACACUCAUACACUCACAUGCACACACAUUCAUACAAUCACUCACACAUACACUUACAGACACACACACACACACAUACAGACACACACACUCACAGACAAACACAUACACACACACAUUCACACAUACACUUACAGACACACACACUCACAGACAAACACACACACACACUCACAGAUAAACACAUACUCACACACAAAUUAUUAAUAUUAAAUGUCCACCCAGCCUCCCUACCUGGAGAGCUGGCGUGGAUAUGUCCCUGGGGUCCAUCUUCAGUGCGGCAGGCGGCAGAGUUCCUGUCAGACUCUGCGAGGGAGCUCUAACUUCUCUAAUCUUUGCGUGUUGUCUACUGAUCGCAGAAUCCGGAAUAUGACGUCAUAUUCUGGCUCCCGCGGCAUCAUCAAACAUUGUGCAAGGGAGCAGAGCAGAGAGGUUAGAGCUCCCUCGCCGCAUCUGAUUAGAACACAGCCGUGCCGGGGGUCCAGAAGGUGGCCUGGCAGGAAGGAGCGCUUCCCUCCUGCCGGUCACUGAAAUCUUGUGCCCCUAGAGCCAGUGCCUUAUGGACGAGCCGGCCCUGAUCAUACCACCAAAGUGCUUUAUACUAGAGCAGGUCUAUGCUUUAGUUCAUGUGAGUAAGAUACCAACCUUUUCAUAUAUGCACUGCCACUUUGAUAUACAUAUUGCACUCCUGGAUAUUCCAAUUUUUGUCUUUACAUAUUUGAGACACAGAUAAAGUCUAGAACCACUGUAGCUGAAAAUAUAUCCAGUGAUGGGGAUUGUACCGUAUAUGCCCUGCACAGCAGAGCUCUUUGUAGCUUUAUACCUUGUGAGUGAGUUUUUUGCUAUAGCACUCUACUUCACUGUAUUAAAGACAUACUGCACUAUUAUUGUCUCUCUUUUUCCUUUAUCUUUGAGAUACCAUGCACUGUAUAACAGCCAAAGACUUCGUAGACUUUUUUUUUUUUUUUAAAGUAUGUACAUAUGAUUUAUAUUUGACUUCAUUUAUGUACAUUACUGUGUUUUAAGGCGCGGUUAUCUAUUUUUUUGUAUUUGUCUUCAGCCACAUAUUAUCAAUUUUUUGUUUGUAGAGUUGGAAUGUACAGUAAUAGACCUCCUCCCUGCUGCUUAUCUGUUUGGCAACAAAAAGCUAUUCCCUGGUGGUCUGUGGAUUGAAAUUACAGUCUGCGGCUUCUGAGAAGCAAACUGUAUUUAGUUCGCUUUCUGAACGCAGUCUGAAUGAAUCAGUGUGCUGCUGAGAUACGACAUCAAACCUGGCUGUUUUGCUCUGAUUUCAUACAGAGUGCAAACCAUCCCGAGACUGAUUAGCCCGUCCAACACAUAGCACUGCGCACUUUGCCAAUGCUAUAAUGGGGGAAUGGGUUGUUUUUGGUUUGGAGUGAAUUUAACAUGCAAUAGUUUACUAUCCCAGCCAUCAGGUAUUGUAUGUGGGUAGUGGCUAGGAAAGAUAAAUUCUUCAUGCUGGCCUCUAUUAAGUCCACCCCCAAAGGUACGAGAAAUUCCAAUCGAUAGUGCCAGUUCUUAAAUGCAGGGUGGGGCACAAGUUCCCAUUGCCAGGCCCAAAGACUUCUGGCACCAUGAUCUCCACAAUAUCCUGUAGUGGUUUUGGUGCUUGGUGUGUCCCUUUAAUUUUAGAUUAAUUUUAUCAUUACAUUAUGUACUUAUAAACAUAAUAUAUACAAUGUAAUAAUGCUUUAGUAACAAUAUAGUUUUGUUGAUCCUGUAUCUCAAUUGUAACUCAAAACAAAAAUGUUGUUUGAAGUUGAGGGAGUGGCAGCAUAACCAAAUUAAAAGAUGAAUAUAUAUAAUGUAAAUCUACUUUUUUUUUUUUUUACUUUUCAUGGGGGGUGGGGGAGAAUGCUGGUAUCUCACUCACAUUUUCAUGAGCUAAUAUGCCCUUAGCUCAAAAUGUAUUAGUGUCAGUCGUGUUAAAGGGACACUCCAGACCCCAAGAGCAUUUUAGCUUGCUGAAACGCUUUAUGUGUGAAAAGUGUGCUCUUUUUUAUCAUUGGUACUUUUAUAAAUGAAUCUUGUUAUACCUCUUUCCUGUAGAGUUUCCCUUUAACUCCCUGCCAUUGGACUGUAGAAAGGUGAUGCCUCUCCCACAAAGGCUCUAGGUAUAAGAUGCACAUAUACUGACAGGAUGCUGAGCAAACAACUGUGCUGACUGUGCAAAGGCCUGAGGUGGAACUAUCCCCACCUCCUGCAGCGAUCAGUCAGUGGAUGAGAUGUCCAGAGAAAAGUAAAUACUUUAAUAAAUAGCUUAAAAUGCAAAAUUAAUCACAAAUAAUACAAAUAACAUCACGAUGGCUUUUGCCACUAUGGGCUUUUUCACAGUGCUUGAAACUGGCUUUUUACUGUGUGUGUUUUAAAUAGCAGGGAUUACAGUAUACUUUUUUAAGGUUUUUAUGUUGUUUUCUCUAUGAAUGAUAUGGGAAAAUUAGAAUUAUAAUAGAGAUAGGUUAUAUAUAUAUAAACAAAAACAGUAAAUCUCUUGCACUCUAGCUCCUAUUCCCCUUAAGUGCCAGGAGCUAUAAAGCCAGGGCUCCGUUUAUCCAUGUAUCCAUAGAGGUAACUGUACUCACGGUCUUUCAAAGUCCAAUCUUUAUUGAGAUGUUAAAAUUAAGAUCAAUGUUUCAGUCCUCCGUUUGGGAUUUUCAUCAGGAUCAUCAUUCUGAUGAAAGUCCCAAACGGAGGACUGAAAAGUGGAUCAUGAUUUUAACCUCUCAAUAAAGAUUGGACUUUGAAAGACCGUAAGUGCAGCUACCUCUAUGGAUACAUAUAUAUAAUAAAAUUGUUUGAUAAUGACCCUAUAGUGUCAAAACAUUGAUGUUUUUGGACAUGUAUUAGUAAAAGUUUUGUUCAUGAUUUGAAGUCCCUUAAAUGACCACCAUAGUGCCAGGAAAACAUACCCAUUUUCCUGGCACUAUACUGCCCUGAGGGUGCCCCCACCCUCAGGUUCCCCCUCCCGCCGGGCUCUGGGGAGAGGAAGGGGUUAAACACUUACCUUUCUCCAGCAACGGACGGGGAGCUUUCCUCCUCUUCUUCCUAGCGACGUCAUCGGCUGAAGGCGCAUGCGCGGCAGGAGCCGCGCGCGCAUUCAGCCAGUCUUAUAGGAAAGCAUUCAUAAUUCACAAUGAGACAGCCACUAGAGGCUUUAGAGGCUGGAUUAACCCUCAGUGUAAACAUAGCAGUUUCUCUGAAACUGCUAUGUUUAUUAAAAAAAAAAGGGUUAAUCCUAUCUGGACCUGGCACCCAGACCACUUCAUUAAGCUGAAGUGGUCUGGGUGCCUAUAGUGGUCCUUUAAGUGCUGCCAAUUUAUUUUUUAUUUUUUUCUAUUGGUGUGGGUUAACACCUAAGCAGAUUGUUGUUUCUAUAUUUUAUUGAUGAGUGCUGCAGAUAUAUUUAUAUAUCUGUUUAUACACAGAAUUUAGGAAUCUUGAUGUUAAACCUAUAAAUAGAAAAGUGACAUAGUGCAUAGUCUAAUGGGCAGAAAACGCAAACUCUCCAUUUCAUUCACGGGUAAAGAUAAUAAAAGCGCCUUAUGGGUGACUCCCUCGAUUGUUGUAGGGGGCCAGAGUUUCUCCUUUGGACUUCUCUUUGGACCGGUCUUUUUAUUCACCAAAAAUGAUUUACCAGAGUUGUCUUCCGAAAAAAGGAUAUUUAUUAAACCAACUUCUAUAAUUACACAAUAGUGUUAAAAUAGGGUCGUCCUACGGGUUUUGUUCUCACAUAAAAACUUCCUAAGGAACCUCAGAGUAAUUAAGGCAUAUAUAUUCUUGUUUAAAAUUGAUAACAUUAAAGUAAAUUAAUCAAUGUGUUUUUUAUUCGAUAUAUGUUGAUGUAUGUUGCCAUGGUAACCUGUAAUUGUAUGUCCAGAAUCUCAAAGGCAGAUAGCAAUCUAAAAACAUAAUUAUAUAAUGUUAAUCCUGUAAAUAUUUAGAGUAAAAAUUAGAUUCAUCCCUAACCUUAAUUGUAACCAUGACCUUAAUGCAUACUCUAUUUUACAUGCUCUCCCGCAACUCCAUUGCUAAAAAUAUAUACAGCAUCCAUGUAGAAUAACUAACAUAAGUCUCAAUUUAAUAAGCUUUCUCAAUGAUUUCAGUACAUUGUUUUCUAAUGAUAUAUCUACAAUGGUGACUUCUGUAAAUAAAUCAUUUGGAAAGUUUUUGUAACAGUAUUGAAUCAUUUGGAAAGUUUAUUAAAUCGAGGCUAUAGUAGGUAACAAAUGCACUACUCAAAUGGAUCUCUGGACUUUGUACAUCGGAGCAUUGUCAUUUACUCUGGAAUAUCAUACGAGAUACACAGAUUAUAUCUAGGGCUCAUAUAGCCUAUAACAGAUAUCAGACAGAAUAUGCUGACAGCUUGCUUCACCAUGAAAAGCAUAAGGACACAACAAUAAUGUAAGGCAGAAACAUACAGUUCUGGAAAUGAUUACAGUUAUUAACCACAUGAAAAAAGGAAAAACAUUUACAUUUCAUUUCAGUAUAAGUUCAAACAAUAGCCUCUGACUUCUUUUAUUUAAAACGAUUACACAAUAACCACAGAUCACAAGGGUUAUUCACUAAAGUGUGAAUCAACAUGAAUUUCAAGUCAAUUUCAAAUAUGAGGCCAAUAUAGUGAAACUUGAAACAUUCUUCAAGUCAGGUAUCUUUUCCAUUUGGCUAAUUUUGCCUAAAAUGUGAAACUGACUUUAAUUUUACCCUUGAGCUGAAACCUAUGUUCACAGUGAAUUGGUGGAAUAAAUAUUAAUCUUCUUGCCUUCUGCUUUCUUCUAGCUGGACAUGCUGUUCUCUCGCUGAUGCAUUCCAACAUGGCCAAAUCCACCAUCUACACUCCGGCUUGCACGGAGGAACCCACUCAGAAUGGGAAAGAGCAAUCCUUAUCGGAUACUGGCUCUCAGGAGUCCAUGAAAUUGAAGAAAGAAAUCUCACUUCUAAAUGGAGUGUGUCUUAUAGUUGGGAACAUGAUUGGGUCUGGAAUCUUUGUUUCACCCAAAGGAGUUUUGAUAUAUAGUGCAUCUUACGGCCUAUCACUCGUGAUUUGGGCAGUUGGUGGUGUCUUCUCUAUCUUUGGUGCCUUAUGUUAUGCUGAGCUGGGUACCACCAUCACCAAGUCUGGUGCGAGUUAUGCCUACAUCUUAGAAGCAUUUGGCAGUUUUGUAGCCUUUAUCAGACUUUGGACAUCCCUUCUUAUCAUCGAACCAACCAGCCAAGCUGUCAUUGCAAUCACCUUCUCAAACUACAUGGUGCAACCCAUCUUUCCAUCAUGUGAAUCCCCCUAUGCAGCUAACAGGCUUUUGGCAGCAGCCUGCAUUGGUAAGAAAGCUGGGCUAAUGUGGUCAGGGACAUAGCAAAAAUAAAUAGGGGCAAAAUCUGAGACAUGAGGUGUUAUAAGUAAU